Microtus ochrogaster (prairie vole) is the source of this 3323-nucleotide messenger RNA. RefSeq names its product CD38 molecule (gene Cd38). Gene Ontology annotation, cellular component: plasma membrane. The record is from RefSeq and is a predicted model, not a curated record. Gene Ontology annotation, molecular function: NAD+ nucleosidase activity, cyclic ADP-ribose generating; phosphorus-oxygen lyase activity. Gene Ontology annotation, biological process: positive regulation of B cell proliferation. NCBI's taxonomy places the organism in Eukaryota, Metazoa, Chordata, Mammalia, Rodentia, Cricetidae.
AGAGAGAGACAGAGAGAGAGAGAGACAGAGAGAGAGAGAGAGAGAGAGUUGGACAGACUUUACCCUCCAGGGAGCAUCAGGUGCACAGGUGACAGAAGGUGCCGGCCCAGGAGUGUUCCCAAGCUGUCUGUGCACCUGAAGAGGCUCAAGUGCCGGCUUCCUCUGGAGGCUGAGGCUCCGGAGUCUGGAAGAAAGCAGCUGGAGUGCCUGUUGCCAUCCUUAAAGUUUCAUUCGUCCUCCAGUCACCCCUUGAAGCUUUAAAGAAGGGGUAGAGGGUGGGAAAGGAAACCGAUAAAAGGCAAGUGAAAGAAAGGAGGAGGGGCAGGCUCUGACCCUGUCAGCACUGUGCUCUCUUCCUGCCUAGCCUGGGCUGAUCUCCAAGGAGCCCCAUGGCCAACUACGAAUUUAGCCAGGUGUCUGGGGACAGACCCUGCUGCCAUCUCUCUAGGAAAGCCAAGAUCUGUCUCGGAGUGGGUCUCGUGGUCCUGAUUGCCUCGGUAGUGACAGUGGUCAUAGUUCUGUGGCCGCGGGCACCCAUGGUGUGGAAAGGCAAGCCUACCCCGAAGCACUUUUCUGAGCUCUUCCUGGGACGGUGUCUCGUUUACACUCAAAUCCUCCGGCCUGAGAUGAGCGAUCACGACUGCAAGAAGAUACUGAGUACAUUCAAAAGAGCAUUUGUUUCCAAGAAUCCAUGCAACAUCACAGGAGAAGACUAUGAGCCACUAAUUAAGUUGGUCACUCAGACCGUACCAUGUGACAAGACUCUCUUUUGGAGCAAAUCCAAACACCUGGCUCAUCAGUAUACCUCGGUCCAGGGAAAGAUGUUUACCCUGGAGGACACACUGCUGGGCUACAUUGCUGAUGAUCUCAAGUGGUGUGGAGACCCCAGCACUUCUGACCUGAACUAUGACUCUUGCCCACACUGGAGUGAAAACUGUCCCAACAACCCUGUCACGGUGUUCUGGAAAGAGAUUUCCAAAAAGUUUGCAGAAACUGCCUGUGGUGUGGUCCAAGUGAUGCUCAAUGGGUCUUUCAGUGAACCAUUUUACAAAAACAGUACCUUUGGAAGUGUGGAAGUCCUUAAUCUGGACCCAAAUAAGGUUCAUAAACUCCAGGCCUGGGUGAUGCAUAACAUCGGAGCAGGUUCCAGUAACUCAUGCUCAGGAUCCUCCAUAAAUGAACUGAAGCUGAUUGUGCAAAAAAAGAAUAUUGCAUUUUCCUGCCAGGAUAACUACAGGCCUGUCAGGUUUGUUCAGUGUGUGAAGAACCCUGAGCAUCCGUCAUGCCGUUUUGGCACGUGGUUUGGAUCCUAGACCCCCUGUUGCUGGUCAAGAUGAGAGUCUCUGGGAAACUACACUGGCACACAGCCGGAGCUAUCAGAGGGCGCGCUCUUGUAUAAUGCCAGCACUCAAGAUGGAAGGACUUCCCAACAAAGUUGGGCAGCGUUACAUGAUCGGUUUAGUUCUUACUGUAUACUACUCAAGAAAAAAACUACUCCACGAAACAGAGCUAAACUUGUAUAUUGUUAUUUCACUUUAACUUUCUCAUGUGGUGCUGUAUUUUGUUCAUAUAUUGUUAACUCUCUUUUUUUUCCUCUUUUAAUGAAACUGAAAAGCAAACCCAAAAACUUUCACACAAGGUAGUUAAGCCUAUAUACCAUUGAGCUCCAUCCUCAGCACAGCUGGUAAUAUCAUUUUUAUUGAACAAUUGACAAUCCACGGGGAGCAGGAGGAGUGGGUGGGAGGACUGUGGAAUGAGAAUAAAUAAUAAAUAAAUAGGAAAUCAAACCUCCCUGUCAAAAUGGACACAGAAAAUGAAAUGUCAAGUUUUUCAAAUGAAUGGCCUCAUUUUUUUCAAUGUUUCUUUUUCCUACAAAUAUUCAAAUGGUAAACCUGAGGUCAUGGGUUAUUACAGGGAAGGUGUUCUGUGGGAACUUGAACAUGCUUGCUGUUUUAAUCUUUCACCCUUCCAACAUGUGCCAAUAAGUUUGACUAUUGUUUUCCUUUUUUUUAAAAAAAAAUGAGAUAAUGGAGCUUAGAGAGGUUAUAAACUUUCCUAAAGUCACAUUCCGGGGAUCAUGAUUAGAGCUGGUGCUGACUCCGGUCUUUCAAACUUCACAGCAUAUGAUAUUUCUUCUUUUCUAGGCCUUUACCACCAAAUUGAUAGUAGCCUGUAUUAUUGUCCAGAGAAUGUUGUUGUACUAAAUUGAAUGUAAUGGAAUUGGAAAUGUGAUUGUUUUGUUUUGUUUCUUGGGACAGGGCUUCUCUGUGUAACAGUCAUGGCUGUCCUGAAACUCACUCUGAAGACCAGGAUAGAAAACAAAUUACCAAUAUCAGCAACAAAUGUAGUUUAACUCAAAUUUAACUCAAUAUUUUUUUGUUUCGUUUUGUUUUUUGGGUUUGAACUCACAUUGAACUCACAGAGAUCUGCGUGCCUCUGCCCCUCGAGUGCUGAGAUAGAUUAAAGGCGUGUGCCACCACUGCCCAGCCUGAAGUGUGAAUUUUAUGGACACUUUCAAAACUAAUUCAUUGCAUCCUAUUUCCUUUCCUGCUCAUACUUGGUGCCCUUUAUAGGUAGUAAAAUAUUUUUGUUGAAAUAUUGAGUUAGUGAGCCAGAUGGUGGUAGCACAUACUUGUAAUCCCAGCACUUGGAAGGCAGGGGCAGGCAGAUCUCUGAGUUGCAGGUCUACUGGUCUACAUAGUGAGUUCUAGAACAGCCAGGACUAUUACACACAGAAACCCUGUCUCAAAAGAACAAAACAAAAAAGAAAAACAGAAACAAACAAACAACCCCAAAAAACAAAACGAAACAAAAAAAAUAUUGAGUUAAAUAACUACAUUUGUUGCUGAUAUUGGCGAUUUGUUUUCUAUCCUUUUUUUCUUAGAUCAGCCUUGCUUUGGGAUUACCAAUUGUUGCUGCUGUUUUCAAACCUACAAUCUUUAGCUUUCUUUCUUUAUUUUAUCUAAUUGUGCUUUUUUUCCCUCUAUUUUUAGAAAUAUAAAAAUGUCUUAUUUCUUCUAGCUUCCUUGGAUAUCUUUGUUCAACUGUUUUGAGACAGAUGCUUAGAUCAUUGAUAUCGCAGCCUGUUUUCUUUUCUUACACAUGUAUUUUAGUGCUGGGGGUUUUCCUCUGAGUCCCACUUUUGCUGCAGCACUGAAGUUCUCUGUAUGCCUGUAUUGGUUGCCAUUCAGUUUAAAAUUGUUCCUGGUUCCACUGUUAUUUAGAAAAGCGUUAUUUACUUCUCAACAUCCAGAGAAUAUUUUUAGUUUGUCUUUAAAAAUAAGUGUGUUUUGUAGAUAUUAAUAAAACUAAAUUGUUACAGC